Messenger RNA from Planococcus citri (citrus mealybug), 2131 nucleotides. It is a transcript of the gene Nmt, whose product is annotated as N-myristoyl transferase. NCBI's taxonomy places the organism in Eukaryota, Metazoa, Arthropoda, Insecta, Hemiptera, Pseudococcidae. Gene Ontology annotation, molecular function: glycylpeptide N-tetradecanoyltransferase activity. The record is from RefSeq and is a predicted model, not a curated record. The transcript has 11 exons. Gene Ontology annotation, biological process: N-terminal peptidyl-glycine N-myristoylation. The coding region runs from base 39 to 1463 and encodes 474 amino acids. Gene Ontology annotation, cellular component: cytoplasm.
AUUUUCUUUUUUAAAUUUAGUACUUUGAACUUUGGAGGAUGGAUCCAGAAUCUGAGAAGAAUGAAAUUCAUAAUUCAGCUUCAGAAGCGAAGAAUGAUGAGAACAAAUCUGCGAAGAAUGAAAACCAAAAAGAUGAAGGGAAAAAAGGCAAACGGAACAAAGUAACGAGUGAAGGAGCUGGAGAUAACAAUCAAACAGAGGCAGUGGAUGGAGUUGACAUCAAUUGCCUUUCAGUUCAAGACUUGAAACGAGCAAUGGAGGUAUUUUCACUAGCUCAAAGACCAGCUAGAACCCACGAAGAAGCCUUACAAAAGUCGUAUCAGUUUUGGAACACUCAACCCGUACCGAAAAUGGGUGAAGAAAUAACUGUGAAUGGCCCUAUUGAACCAGACAAGCCGAUUGAAUCUAUCAGACAAGAACCGUACUCUUUGCCUGAUGGAUUUAAUUGGGAUACAAUAGAUGUAAAUGAUGCUGCGGUUUUGAAAGAGUUAUAUACGUUGUUGAAUGAAAAUUAUGUCGAAGAUGAGGACGCCAUGUUUCGUUUUGAUUACCCUCCUGAUUUUCUCAAGUGGGCUUUACAGCCUCCUGGAUGGACUAAAGACUGGCACGUUGGUGUACGUGUAUCAAAAAGCAAUCGUUUAGUAGGCUUUAUUAGCGCGAUACCGGCCACUUUGUCAAUUUAUAAAGAGAAGCAGCGUGUUGUAGAAAUUAAUUUUCUGUGCGUGCAUAAGAAGUUACGUAGUAAACGAGUAGCUCCUGUGUUGAUUCGUGAGAUAACCAGAAGGGUUCAUCAAAAGGGUAUUUAUCAGGCUGUUUAUACGGCUGGCGUAAUUUUGCCGAAGCCAGUUGGAGAAUGCAGGUACUGGCAUCGUUCACUGAACCCUAAGAAAUUAAUCGAGGUAAAGUUUUCUCAUUUGAGCCGAAAUAUGACGAUGCAAAGAACAUUAAGAUUAUUCAAGUUACCAGAUAAACCAGAAAUACCUGGAUUUCGUAAACUAGUCAUUGAAGAUGUACCAAAAGCUCAUAAAUUAUUAGAAGAGUAUUUGAGUAAGUUUGAUCUAACACCUAUUUUUUCGGAAGAAGAAUUCAGACAUUGGUUUAUUCCUCGGCCUGGGAUCAUAGAUACGUAUGUUGUGGUGAACGGCGACGAAAUUACUGAUAUGGCGAGUUUUUAUACAUUGCCAUCAACUGUGAUGCAUCACCCGGUGCAUCGUUCCAUAAAGGCUGCGUAUUCGUACUAUAAUGUUGCGAAUAAGACGAAAUUAGUAGAUUUAAUGAGAAAUGCACUGAUUGCUGCCCGAAAUGAUGGAUUUGAUGUGUUCAACGCUUUAAAUCUAAUGGAAAACAAGGCCUUUUUAGAAGAGCUUAAAUUUGGUAUUGGUGAUGGAAACUUGCAAUAUUAUUUGUACAAUUGGAGGUGUCCGAAAAUCCCUCCAGAAAAAAUUGGAUUGGUUCUUCAAUGACAUUGGUUAUAGGAAUCGUUUCAAUCGUUUCAGGAAUCGAAGAAACGAAGACAAUAUAAAUUGUUAUGUUAAAUUUUUCACACGAUCACCGCUUGUAAUAGGUUUAAUUUUGGUUUCUUUUUUCCAAUUUGUAUUUUUCCUUAGCUGAUUCCGUGAAAAGUGCCUAAAAUUGAUAUAGCUCUAUCUAGUGAUAAGUGUUGAAAUUUGUUUUACUUUGAAAGUUUUUACAUUUUAAUUCGUUACACAAUGCAUUCUGUUUUAAUGCCUGUAUGAAUAUAUUCGGCGAGUAAAUUUUCAAACUAUUUAUUCAUAAAAAGUGAUUUUCCCCUUUCUUAAUCGACUUGUUUUAUUCUAAUUAUAAUUUAUUUAUUGUAACUUUUUUUGGAAUUGUUAUUUCUAUAAUUUUUUCAAAUCGAAAUAUACGUACGAUUUUUUUUCUUAGUUAAUGCUUGGCUGAAAUGGUGGUUAUAUUUAAGUAAACAUAAUGGAACUAUCGGUAUUAUGAGGUGCUGUUUUGUUGCACAUCAUUCCAUUUUAAUUUUACAUUGCAGAUUUCAAAACGUAAUGUACCUAUUUCGUGUUUAUGUUAAUUUUUUAAAAAGAUUUUAAUAUCUAAUUGGUUCUGAAUCAAGUUGAAAAUGUCAGUAAAAUGGUUUCUCGAGUGUAAA